AGGAAGCGUCGAGGGCUCCCUCUGCUGCCGGAGCCGGAGAGGGCCCGAGGCGGGCGUCCCGGGCGAGGAGGGCCGCACCCAGCGCCGCCCGCCCUGCGCCGCCGCCUCGUUGCGCGCCCGGAGCCUGACUUCUGGGGCCCCGCACCCCUCCUCCAGGCUCCUUUGUCCCGCCUGUCCCCCGAGAGGCCCUGAAGCUGCCCACCCUGCUCUUGUGGUCUGGCCAGGUCGGGCGCGCCGGGCCGGGCCCCGGUCCCCCGGCGGCAGUUGGAGAGCCCCCUUCCCCGACGCCAACGGCGCGUCAUUUCUCCGCAGCCCAGAUUCCAUCCGCAACAUGCCCGACGUCAAGGAGAAAGUGCCCCUGAAGGACCCCGGCGAUGCAGAGUGCGGGUCCUGCAAGCCCGAAACCUCAGCACCGACCCGGGACGGCCGGAGCGGCCCCGAGGACCACCCUGCCUGUCUGAUAGAUUCAGUUGAGGACGUUUGUAAGCCGAGCAACAAGACUGGAACGAAUCAUGAUUUCCACGUGGAAGCAGAGGUUUCCCCUCCAAGCAGUUUGGAAGGCAAGGUCAAGGAGACAAUGCACAAUACCUUUUGGGACCAUCUCAAAGACCAAUUGUCAGCUACUCCCCCAGACUUCAGUUGUGCUCUGGAACUUCUGAAAGAAAUUAAAGAGACCCUGCUGUCACUGCUGUUACCGCGCCAGAGCCGCCUACGAAGUGAGAUCGAAGAAGCGCUGGACACGGCGUUGCUCAAGCAGAAGGCAGAACACGGGGCCCUGAACGUGCCUCUGCUCUCUAAGUACGUUCUCGACGUGAUGACUCUGCUGUGCGCACCAGUUCGGGACGAGGCAGUGCAGAAUCUAGAGAACAUCACAGACCCUGUUCAGUUACUGAGAGGGAUCUUCCAGGUUCUGGGCCUGAUGAAAAUGGACAUGGUGAACUACACUAUUCAGAGCCUUCAGCCCCACCUGCAGGAACAUUCCAUCCAGCAUGAACGGGCAACAUUCCAGGAACUCCUCAAUAAGCAGCCAAGCCUCCUUGAUCACACCACCAAGUGGCUGACCCGAGCGGCAGCUGACCUCACCACGCCGCUUCUGGCUUGCCCGGACGCUUCCGACUCUACCACUGUGGCCUGCUCCUCUCCGAACGAGGCAGCCAACAGCCCGGAGCCCCUCAGCCCUACCAUGGUGCUGUCCCAGGGUUUCCUGAACCUUCUUCUCUGGGAGCCUGAAAAUGAAGAGUUCCCUGAGACGCUGCUGAUGGACAGGACCCGGCUGCAGGAGCUGGAGUCCCAGCUGCGCCGGCUGACCAUCCUGGCUUCCGUUUUGCUGGUGGCCAGUAGUUUCUCUGGCAGUGUUCUGUUUGGCUCACCCCAGUUUUUGGAUAAGCUGAAACGUAUAACCAAAGACCUGAUGGAGGAGUUUGACUCCAGGCCUGAAGAAGCUAUGCAGACUGUGAGUGAACAGGUGUCUCAGGAAAUCCAUCAAAGCCUCAAGAACAUGGGCCUUGCUGCUCUGAGCAGUGACAACACAGCAUCUCUGAUAGGACAGCUGCAGAGCAUUGCCAAGAAGGAGAACUGUGUCCGCAGCGUCAUUGAUCAGCGGAUCCAUUUGUUUCUCAAAUGCUGUUUGGUCCUCGGUGUGCAGCGAUCCCUGUUAGACCUCCCCGGAGGCCUGACUGUCAUUGAAGCGGAGCUGGCAGAACUGGGCCAGAAGUUCGUCAGCCUGACGCAUCACAAUCAGAAGGUGUUUGGCCCCUACUACACGGAGAUCCUAAAAACCCUCAGCCUUCCAGCUCAGGCCCUGGAAGCAGAGGUGGAGUCUCUGUGAAGGCACCGGCUCCGAGCCCUGGCACCUCGGGCCCAGGAGAGAAGCUUGGCAUUCUCCUGGGGUGACCUCAGCAGUGACCAUCCAAGCAGGAAGCCCCCCUCCCCCCCCCCGCAGCCGGUACACCAGGGCUGAAGUGAGCAGCUUGUCCGCACCAACUGGCCCAGACUCAUUCACUAAUAAACCCCAGAACCGCAAGCAGACCUGCGCUCCGCCUGUGCGCAGCCGCGUCUGGGCCCUGGGCCCCCAACCAGCUGAGAAGCCAAAAGAGCCCCCGGUUUGCCCCCACGGGCUAGGUGCUCCCUUCAGCAUGCAGAGCUGAGAAGCCGAGACACCCGGGUGCUAGCAUUAUUUCUCUAAGAGUAAAGCGUUUCUUUGAGGGCUCCGAGAAGCCGGUAGAAUUAUCCACAGUGUGAGUAGAAGGGCUUCUCUGGAAGUCAGAAAUCCAUUCUGUCCAGCUCAGCUCGGGCUUGGGCAUGGUUGGAAAAAGUUACUAGAAACUUCAUUUCUUUUUUUUUUUUUUUAAAGAUUUUAUUUAUUUAUUUGACAGAG
This is a messenger RNA of Ailuropoda melanoleuca (giant panda), 2377 nucleotides long. It is a transcript of the gene TCP11, whose product is annotated as t-complex 11. The record is from RefSeq and is a predicted model, not a curated record. The transcript is spliced from 9 exons. Lineage: Eukaryota; Metazoa; Chordata; Mammalia; Carnivora; Ursidae. Bases 332 to 1828 code for a protein of 498 amino acids. Gene Ontology annotation, biological process: regulation of sperm capacitation. Gene Ontology annotation, cellular component: acrosomal vesicle; sperm flagellum.